Molecule: messenger RNA, 860 nt
Organism: Drosophila busckii
Lineage: Eukaryota; Metazoa; Arthropoda; Insecta; Diptera; Drosophilidae
Gene: COX4L
Product: cytochrome c oxidase subunit 4 isoform 1, mitochondrial
Exons: 2
Coding region: 126-677 (183 amino acids)
Biological process (GO): mitochondrial electron transport, cytochrome c to oxygen
Source: RefSeq, a predicted model, not a curated record
AUAGUCAGUAAGAUUUUUUCCAAGGCACAAGCAACAAAUUUGAAGCGAACAAAAAUCAAGCAAAAAUUUCCACACACAAACCCCAGAAAAAAGUUCAAAGUAAAAGUGAAAGUAAAAGUAAAACCAUGAUGUCGCUGUCGCUGCGUUGCAUGGGCCGGAUGCAUGCCACUUUACGUGCCUCAACAUUGUGGUCGUUGAGUCAGCGUUGCAUGCAUCACGAUCCCACGCGCUGCAUGAUUGGUGACCGUGAAAUUGUCGGCUACGGCAUCAACGGCAGUCCCAUUUACGUUGACUGCGCCGCUUUUCCAUUUCCGGCCAUACGCUAUCGCGAAGUGACGCCCGAGAUUUGUGCACUGCGCGAAAAGGAGCUGAGCGACUGGAAGACUCUAUCGCUGCAGGAGAAGAAGGCGCUCUAUCGUCACAGCUUCUGCCAGACGUAUUCGGAGUUUCAACACUUAACGCCCGAUUGGAAGCUCGUUAUCGGCAUGAGCAUCUGGGCUGUGGUCCUUGCCAUUGCCUUCACCAUGUUUGAGCAGGCGCUGGUCUAUGAUCCGCUGCCGGAUACCUUCGAUGAGGAGCGUCGCCAGGCCCAAUUGCGUCGCAUCAUCCAUUUGGAAAUGCAACCAAUAACGGGCCUAUCAUCCAAAUGGUGCUAUCACUCUAACAAAUGGAAGUAAACAUUAACAACAACUGACUGACAAACAAACAAACAACAAAAUCUGCUGCUGCUCAGUAACGUUACACACACACACACACAGCAACAUCCACACACACACACACAACAUGUUGAGCUUCAAGACACACACAGCAUAAGUUUUAUUGUAUUCGACAAAAACUUGUAUUAAAUUCCAUCUCUCAAA